AUGGCUAUUAAGAUCCCAACGGUGCAGCGAAUCGACCGAUGCGAUGUGGGCGGUAUCCUUCAUGCCAUUACCCAAGAUGGAUGUUGUAUCGUGAAGAACUUCACAGAUGCAGCUACAGUUGCACAGGUCAAUGCUGAGACGCGGCCCUACCUUGAAGCCGACGUUCCUUGGAAGGGGGACUUGUUUCCGCCAGAAACUCGGCGGUGUUCAAACCUGGCUGGGCGCAGCAGAACCGUACGAGAGAAAUGGCUGGUCGACCCCUUGAUUCGGGCCUGUAAUGCCAAAUUCGUGGACAAGACCACCUCCAACUUCUAUGGUGAGACCAAGCACACAUACACCAGCGAGGCUGUCUGCUCCAUCGCAGUCACGUUCGACAUUGGACCGGGUGGGAAGGCACAGCGUCUGCAUCGUGACGACAAAAACUACCACGUCCACCACCCGGACCAGACACAGACAGGCUACCAGAUCGGUACCGAUGUGGAAAUGGCUUUCUUGGUCGCAGGGGUCAAGACCACCAUCGAGAACGGGGCCACUCUGGCCAUUCCGGGAAGCCAUCUCUGGGGAUCUGACCGGGCUCCAAAGGUGGAGGAAGCUACCUAUGCUGAAAUGGAAGCCGGCGACUGUUGGAUCAUGCUCGGUGGCCUUUACCACGCGGGAGGAGCGAAUAUAACUAACAAUGAGAGGCGAAUUGUCCACGGGCUCUUCUUUACCAGAGGCUUCUUGCGGCAGGAGGAGAAUAUCUAUCUGGCAAACUCAGCUGAUGACGUUCUAUCUUGGAGUGACGCCGCCCAAAAAGCGCUGGGUUAUACUCUGUCCAGUCCCAAUAUUGGUUUCGUCGAGUUCAAGACUCCUCUACAAUAUUUGCACGGUGUGCCAGCUGACGCCUUGGGUGACUUUGAUCCUUCUCAAGAGAAACGAAAUUAG
Molecule: messenger RNA, 924 nt
Organism: Capronia coronata CBS 617.96
Lineage: Eukaryota; Fungi; Ascomycota; Eurotiomycetes; Chaetothyriales; Herpotrichiellaceae
Exons: 2
Coding region: 1-924 (307 amino acids)
Source: RefSeq, a predicted model, not a curated record